AUGGUCUCUUUUCACUUUGCAGUGCUGAUUUCAAACAUCCGCCCUGCACACACUCAAGGGCAAGAGGCUUCAGAGGAACACAACAAGGCACCUAAACCUCGUCUGACUGUUCAGCCUGAACCAUCACAGAUAUUCAGAGGAGAGACUGUCACUCUCACAUGUGACAUACAGGGGGAAGAUUGGACAUACACAUGGCAGUGUGGAGAUGAACAGCACAACUCUGAGGAGAAAGAGUUCAAGAUCACUGUACAGCUCAAACAGUCCUGCAAGUGUAAAGGCUGCAGAAAACCAUUCUGCUCUGAAUGGAGUGAUGCUGUGACUCUGAGUGUUUCGGGCAAGCCCAAAUUAACUGUAAAGCCCCAGAGUUCAGUGUUCACUGGAGACACAGUUACUCUCAUCUGUGAUGUGGGACGAUCAACUGGACGGACAAUUCACUGGUUCAAAAACUUUCAGAGAAUAAAAGCUGGUUCUGAAACAGAAACACUGAGUGAUGUGAGAGUCUCUGCUGGAGGAAGAUAUGCGUGUGCUGUACAAGACGAAGCACAAGGUCAAGGAGUCGUGCUAACAUAUCAUGUAAUGUCGGUUAAAUUAAACUUCAGUUUAUUUUGCACAGAAAGACCCAAGCCUGUAGUGCGUGUCCAGCCUGAUGGACGUGUGUUCAGAGGAGGACAGACGGUCACUCUCACAUGUGACAUACAGGAGACAGACGUCACCAGCUGGAGCUACAGCUGGAAUAAAGAUGAUUCAGAGAUUCAUGUCAGUCAAUCUCAGGAAUACCGGAUCAGUUCUGUUAGUGAAUCUCACGCAGGUAAUUACAGCUGUACUGGAAGAGAAACAGGAGGAUCACGAUACUCACACACCAGUGAUAAAGUUACACUGACGGUAUCAGGAUCUUCAGAACUAGAGUUUUCCGAAGCUCAUGCUCUGAUAAUUGGAGUGAUUGCAGGACUGAGUGUCACAUUUCUGCUCAUGUUCUUACUGGCCCUGCUGUGGUGCUGCAAACACAACAAAGGUGCAGGAUCUCCGUCUCCCUCUACUGAGCAUCAGCUGCAAAACAUCAGUCAGACAUCAGAACAGAAGAAGAGUGGACCAACACCACCGCAGUCCGACACCAUAUAUGGACCUUCUGAUGUAACCUAUGUAAAGAUUGACCUGAAAUCAAUGAAUGAAAUUAAGAAAGAAAACAAAGGAAAGGAGAGUUCUGACACUGUUUACUCCAAACUGAAGAUUUAA
Sinocyclocheilus anshuiensis is the source of this 1233-nucleotide messenger RNA. Its product is annotated as peroxidasin. Bases 1 to 1233 code for a protein of 410 amino acids. The record is from RefSeq and is a predicted model, not a curated record. The transcript is spliced from 9 exons. Gene Ontology annotation, biological process: immune response; cell surface receptor signaling pathway. Gene Ontology annotation, cellular component: external side of plasma membrane. Gene Ontology annotation, molecular function: transmembrane signaling receptor activity. NCBI's taxonomy places the organism in Eukaryota, Metazoa, Chordata, Actinopteri, Cypriniformes, Cyprinidae.